AUGCUUCGCAGUGCUCUCAGUUUCACAGCAGCAGCAGAGACAGCAGCAGCAGCAGCAGCAGCAACGGCAUGGAGGAAACGCUGGUUUGUGCUUCGAAGAGGUCGCAUGAGCGGCAAUCCAGAUGUAUUGGAAUAUUAUCAAAGCAAGAACUCGAAAAAGCCGAUCCGCACCAUCGAUCUGAAGGAGUGUGAGGUGGAAAUGCUAAACGGGCAGCUCAGGAUAAAGCGAGACUUUCACGGGAAGCACCUCUUUGUGGUGAAGACCUCGUCUCGUGUGUUUUACCUGGUGGCCAAAACGGAGGAGGAGAUGAACAGCUGGAUCAAUAGCAUCAGUCAGAUCUGCCAGUUUGGGAGCCUGGAAGAUGCAGAGAGUUCAGAAGAAGGUUUUCCUCACACCCCCACAUCUCUUCAUCCGUCACCUGACAGCUCUGACCGAGUGUCUGUAUCCAGCCAACCAGAUUCCAGUCACCCACUGGAUUACCUGUUUCUCUCCCAGUGUGAGACGGGGCGUGUAAGAAACGACAGCUUUUCGAACUCUGAGAUCUCUCUGGAGCAGAAGUCCUCAGAAGACGCUGUCCGGGACAUGGUCCCCUCACCUCUCUGCACUGAUUCCUGUUCGUCCUCCAUCUUUAACUGCAGCCCCACAUCCUCCGUCUUCCUCCACGGACGCUUGAGUAACCCUCCUUUCAGCGCUCCGUGCUCCUCCCUGGCUCUACCGUCGUCCUCCUCGUCCCCACUACGCCACUGUGCCGCCAGCGUCUUCCAGUUCGACCAACCGUAUUCUUCUUCUGCGUCGUUUGAGGCCAGCGAUGGACUAACGCCUCCUCCGCUGCCGCCAAAGUCUAACCACCUGUCGGAGCAGCUGAGUGAUGAAGGAGCUCACAGGCCGAGGCCAACAAGUGCCCGACAUUUCUCAAACCAUGGUGCAUUAUUCCUCCGGAGGACCUCUUUGUCAGGCCUGGACCAUUUCAGAAUAGGAGAUGCUGACAGCAGGUUGAUGAGGAACCGGAGGCAGAGUCUUAAUUUGCAGGUUCAGAGCUACCAGGACGAGUCCUAUGUCCCCAUGGCGUCCCCGUCUCCCUCCGUCCCCGCCACUGAGAGUGACGGCUACAUCCCCAUGAGCCCCAGGACCUUCAGUUUCCUCAACCCAAGCUGCAGCUUCGAGUCCUCCGUGACUCUCGGCACACUGAUGUGUCAACCUGGAGAUCUGGCUCCGCCUCCGAUUCACCGCCAUCUCAAACCUCGCCUGAGGAGAGCUCGACCUCCACCUCUUGACCUGAGAGGCCUCUCUACAAUCACAGAGUGUCCCACUCAUCUCCCUCUGAGAACAAUGACUGACUCAUGCUUUGCAGUGAACUGUUUACCUCUUGAAAGAAGAUUUGAGAAAGGCGACAAUCCAAGAGAUGGAGAGACAAACUGCACUGCCAUGGAUGGAGCGGUUCAACAAUGGGCCAGAAGAUCAAACCUGGACUAUUUAUCACUGGUUUUCAAUUCUGCAUCCCCCUCUCCUGUGCAGAAGCAGAAGCCCUUCCUCUCUGAUGAGCACAGAGUGGAUUAUGUGCAGGUGGAUGAGAAGAAGACUCAGGCGCUGCAGAGCACCAAGAUGGAGUGGACAGAUGUCCGGCAGUCAAAAACAUAAAUGGAAGAAAGUGUACAUGCUGAAAAAAAAUCAGGAACACUUGGUUUCACGAAAAACACCAGCGAGGAGCACAUUUAUGAAGAGGACCAAAAACAAUUUAAAAGCACUUUGAAAAACAGUAUUAAAAUGAACAAGCAGUUAGAUGCCUGUUUAUGGCGUUGAAAUACAAAAUUGCACUGUAAAACUUUCUCUCUCAGUAUAUCAAUAUUGUAAAUAAUACCAGAUUGUGCACUGUAUCAUGAUUUUAACUGUAGCGUAAUGUUUUUCCUAAAAGGGCAUCAUAUUGCUUCACUGCAAAAAAAAUAUGGAAGACUUGCUAUAAAUGUAUGUACAGUAAGUGUGUCUGUAAAUAAGACAAAUAUUUUGAUGAUAACAUGUUUUUGAAUAUUUUUUUUCACUCAUUAUGUAUCAUAAGUCAAAAUGAUCCAUCAUGCUGAGCUUUCUCUGUCUCCUGCUAAUUCUGUGAUCUUCAUAUUGAAGUUUUUUUUUUCUUUUUUACUUGUUUUGGUAUUGUGAUUACUCCAAGAGAUUCUGAAAACAAGCCAGACAUUGUUUCCCUGUUUCCCCCCUCAAGGUCUGAAAAAGUUAUCUUUGGUUUUAAGAUUUUAAGAAAAGAUAUGAAUCUUAAGAGGGGAUCAUAACUGAUCAUAAUGUAUCUUGCGUCAAGCUAAUAAUCACGUCCGUGAGUCAAAAUUCAGGAGGCUGAAAUUUGGCACACACAAACAUGGUCGCAGCUAUUGCAAAUUCACGCUUGUGUUUUUUUAAUUUAUUGUGUUUUUGUAAUUUAUUAUUAUGAUGUCUUUUGUCCUGUGUACAUGACCUCUCCAUUGGCAUUUCCUGAUGUUUAAGUAUAAAUAAAGUUUAUAUUUUUUAAAAACUUUCGAA
Molecule: messenger RNA, 2523 nt
Organism: Centropristis striata (black sea bass)
Lineage: Eukaryota; Metazoa; Chordata; Actinopteri; Perciformes; Serranidae
Gene: gab3
Product: GRB2 associated binding protein 3
Exons: 10
Coding region: 1-1638 (545 amino acids)
Source: RefSeq, a predicted model, not a curated record